AUGGAGAAGUCUUUGAUUAUUUUCUUAUUCGUUUGUGUUGCAACAUCAUUUGCAAGCUUUGAACUUCCAAUGAUUCUGGAUAUUGGUUACAUCCCACCAGGUGCACCAAGAAUUGAUCAUCAAGUUCAAGCUUUCGGACCUUUUGUGACACCAAGAAACUUAACAUUCCAUUUUGAAUGGUCAACUGAAAGUCACGUAAUCGGUGGUGUAAGACUUCGUGGAUCAGAGCCACGUUACGAUAGAAUUUCAGUGACUCUUAAUCGAUUACAAACAAAUUCUUAUUCAAUCGAUAUUUCGGUCAUCGACACAACCUUUUCAUUGUUUUGGGCUGAACCGCACGGAUUUCCAAUCACUCCAACUGACUCAGCUAAGGAAGUGAAUAAUUAA
This is a messenger RNA of Clunio marinus, 387 nucleotides long. The record is from the annotation of a GenBank genome assembly. NCBI's taxonomy places the organism in Eukaryota, Metazoa, Arthropoda, Insecta, Diptera, Chironomidae.